This is a messenger RNA of Arvicanthis niloticus (Nile rat), 1099 nucleotides long. Lineage: Eukaryota; Metazoa; Chordata; Mammalia; Rodentia; Muridae. The record is from RefSeq and is a predicted model, not a curated record.
AUGCCAAGCCAGCAGAAGAAAGCCAUCUUUUGCAUGGCUGGCAUAUUGAGCUUUCUCUGUGCUCUUGGAGUGGUGACGGCAGUGGGGACCCCACUGUGGGUUAAAGCCACUAUCCUCUGCAAAACAGGGGCCCUGCUUGUCAAUGCGUCAGGGAAGGAGCUCGACAAGUUCACGGGCGAGAUGCAGUAUGGCCUUUUCCACGGAGAAGGCGUAAGGCAAUGUGGGUUAGGAGCAAGGCCUUUCCGGUUCUCAUUAAGGUCAAUGAAGGAGAGGUACUCGUAUGAGGACAAGGGAGAGAAGGCAGUCUUCCCAGAUUUGGUCCAAGCCAUCCCCGUAAGCAUCCACGUCAAUAUUAUUCUCUUCUCCAUGAUUCUUGUCGUCUUAACCAUGGUGGGGACAGCCUUCUUCAUGUACAAUGCUUUUGGCAAGCCCUUUGAAGCUCUGCAUGGACCACUGGGGCUGUAUCUGAUCAGCUUCAUUUCAGGCUCCUGUGGCUGUCUUGUCAUGAUAUUGUUUGCCUCUGAAGUGAAAAUCCACCGCCUUUCAGAGAAAAUUGCAAAUUUUAAAGAAGGGACCUAUGCCUACAGAACGCAAAAUGAGAACUAUACCACCUCAUUCUGGGUUGUUUUCAUUUGCUUUUUUGUUCAUUUUCUGAAUGGGCUCCUGAUACGACUUGCUGGAUUUCAGUUCCCUUUCACAAAAUCUAAAGAAACAGAGACCACUAAUGUAGCUUCAGAUUUAAUGUACUGAAAAGCAAAUAUCUCCAUAAUUUCUCAAUAAGGAAAUGGACUUGCUUUGGCCACAUUUAGAUAUGGCUGAUUUCAUCUGUGUGUUUAGACUUCUUAAGCACCGAACCCUCUUUAUGUUAUGUUUACAGAGCGUGUAGUAAGGAUUCCAGCUGGAAAAUAAUGGAAGCAGAAGGAUGGUUUCAGAAAGGUGUUCUGCCUGGUGGGAAAAUGCCCACAUAGUUAGUCCAAAGCAGUUGGCUAGAUGGACGGAUGGUUACUCCAAGUCCUUACUGAACGAUUAGAUGCAUGUCCUACCAAGGAGAACUCAACAGCAUGUGGCAUCUAGUUUAAUAAAGCAGACGUUAUUUCUA